This is a messenger RNA of Panicum hallii, 1582 nucleotides long. RefSeq lists its product as uncharacterized. The transcript is spliced from 3 exons. Lineage: Eukaryota; Viridiplantae; Streptophyta; Magnoliopsida; Poales; Poaceae. The record is from RefSeq and is a predicted model, not a curated record. Bases 285 to 1232 code for a protein of 315 amino acids.
UCGACGCACGCAAGCGCAAAUGGCUCUAAAAGUCCAACUCCAAACCUAGACUAGACUAUCCCGCCGCAGCCGAGCGCGACGCCGCCGCCCCCUCCCGACCCGUCCCGUCCCGCGCCGCGCCGGGCCGGCCCCUCCCUCCGUCCGCCGGAUCCUCCACCCGCCGCGGCGCCGCCCCUCUACCGGUCGAGCGGAGCGGAGAUCCGUGGUCGGUCUCGUCGUCUGCUGCUGGUUUGUAAUGAAAAGUUGCGCUUGUUAGGUUCAGGAGUUUUGGUUGGAAGUCUGUCAUGGGUUCAGGAAACCUGCUCAUGAAGAAGGUGGUAAGGCACAGUUCUUUUGACCUGGACAUACAGCUUGAUAAGAGUUGGAUGGAGGAUGUUACUUGCCCUAUCUGCCUUGAUUACCCUCACAAUGCAGUCCUACUGAGAUGCACGUCUUAUGAGAAAGGCUGCAGGCCAUUUGUCUGUGAUACAGACCAGACCCGCUCAAACUGCCUCGAGAGAUUUAAGGGUGCAUAUGAGCUGCCUGCCAAUGUGAAAGUUUCUUCGUUGGCUGUGCCUCCUCUCGAUAGUAUUAUUCAUAUUGUGCCAUCUAAUGCAAACAACCACCCAAGCUGCCCUUUGUGUAGAGGUGAUGUUAUUGGAUGGAUUGUUAUCGGUGAGGCUCGGAUGCAUCUUAACCAGAAGAAAAGGUGCUGUGAAGAGGAUUGCUGUUCGUUUGUUGGUAACUUCAAUGAGCUUCAGAAGCACACACAACAAAAGCAUCCAGAUUCACGCCCUUCAGAGAUUGAUCCUGCUAGGCAAGUUGAUUGGGAGAACUUCCAGCAAUCUUCUGAUAUCGUAGAUGUGUUGAGCACAAUACAUGCACAAGUUCCCAAUGGAAUUGUUCUGGGAGAUUAUGUGAUUGAGUAUGGAGAUGAUGACACUGGAGAGGACUAUGAAGUUUUCCGCAGGGUCAGGACAAACUGGUGGUCAUGUAUAUUUUGCAAGGCAUUUUCAAGGUCUUCAAGAAGCCGUAGAAGAGCAAGAGCGAGGGAAAGAAGAGGAAGGAGGAGUGGCAAUCAGGCUAAUCUGGAAAAUUUCAAUCUCGAGGUUCCAGCACAAUCUGUUGAAUUAAGGGAAAUCAGAUUUGAUGAAAUUGAUGAUGAAUACAUAGUAACAGGUGCUAUUCCUAGUAUCGCAGCACCUGGAAGAAUGGCUAGUUUCCAUUACAGAGAUACAAGAUAUGGACGUUGAUUCAUAGAAUCCAUGGUUAAAAAGAAAAGGAAGAAUAGCUGUUAUGCGAUGUAUCCAUCAUCGUAGCCAUUGUACCUCCGCUCAUUUGAAUUUCUUUUGCACCUCUGUCCUCGGUAGGCUCUGCCCCAGUUUAAACUUAUCUGUGCAUAAAAAGUAGCAACAGAACCCUGCUGUUCGUUUGCAACAGGCCUCAUCAUCCUAGUUUUAUUUUUGUAUAUAUAUUUAGCACCCAUCUCUAUAGGAUGUUGGUGACAGUUCUUUUCUCCAUGCUUCUUCUUUGAUGUAGCGCAGCUUUACAUAAAUCCCCAAAACAAACUUGAGUUCAAGGAAUUUUUUGGAGACUUCUGUCU